Molecule: messenger RNA, 947 nt
Organism: Stegastes partitus (bicolor damselfish)
Lineage: Eukaryota; Metazoa; Chordata; Actinopteri; Pomacentridae
Product: cytolysin Src-1-like
Exons: 4
Coding region: 45-605 (186 amino acids)
Biological process (GO): pore complex assembly; cytolysis in another organism; monoatomic cation transport
Cellular component (GO): pore complex
Molecular function (GO): channel activity
Source: RefSeq, a predicted model, not a curated record
CACCUGCUGCAGACCAGGCUCCUGCUUCAGCGUUUUUCCCCAGCAUGCCUGCCGAGUUUCUUCCACGAGAACCUUCAGCCACGAGCACCAUCACGGGCAUCAUGGGAAAUUUACUUCCAACACACCGCCAGUGUGCAGUUCAAAUUAACAAUAAUUGUACCAGCUACGUCCUGCGUAACCCCAGGGUGUACACUGACAGUGGACACUGUAAUGAAGCUUUAACACCAACAAUCGGACCGUCUUCAGACGGUCACGGUUUGUUCAUGAAGACUCCUUACACGGCCCGAGGAGCUGUUGGCGUCUUCACCUACGAUCUCUACAAUGAGACUACAAAGAGAGAUGAUAACAAGGUCGCUGUCAUGUUCUCCAAUCCUUAUGACUUAAACAUCUACUCUAACUGUUUCGCAGUGGGAAUCAUUGAUGGGAACCAACCCUGUGAUCAGAGUCUGUAUGAAACAAUGUGCUACCACACACUGGAAUGGUUUGUCAGAGCUCAAGCUGGUUCUUAUCUGACUUACAGUAAAGGUGAUGUCACCAUCUCAGCCACCAUGACUGACGCUUACCAGGUGGACUUGACCGUCACCGUCAGCAGCACAGUCUGCUAACAGAAGAAAAUGUGCUUCUUUUACUGUACAGAAGCUGCUGGUGAUGAUACAGGAUGUUUCUGAUCAUUAAACAUGUUCCCAGAGUAUGAUCACAUCAUUCUAUCUACAAUCAGGCAUGGACUUAUUAAAGUGUGCAGUUUUCUGUCUUCUUAAUUAAUAAACAUUGACAUUGUUUUUGUUCUGGUUUUGGUCUCGACCUCCCCAGAAUGACGUCUUCCUCUCAGGCUGCUACAUGCUCCUGAAUCAACUUGUGUUCUGAUAGAUUAUCAACCUGAUCAAUGAUCAAUUAACAUGAACAUGAACUGAUUGUCUGUUGGAUAAUAAACACAUGUAUGGCUGAAA